Molecule: messenger RNA, 630 nt
Organism: Echinops telfairi (small Madagascar hedgehog)
Lineage: Eukaryota; Metazoa; Chordata; Mammalia; Afrosoricida; Tenrecidae
Gene: GSX2
Product: GS homeobox 2
Exons: 3
Coding region: 1-630 (209 amino acids)
Biological process (GO): regulation of DNA-templated transcription
Cellular component (GO): nucleus
Molecular function (GO): sequence-specific double-stranded DNA binding; DNA-binding transcription factor activity, RNA polymerase II-specific
Source: RefSeq, a predicted model, not a curated record
AUGUCGCGCUCCUUCUAUGUCGACUCGCUCAUCAUCAAGGACUCCUCCCGGCCAGCACCCUCGCUGCCCGAGCCGCACCCGGGGCCGGAUUUCCUCAUCCCGCUAGGCAUGCCGUCCCCGCUGGUGAUGUCGGUGUCGGGGCCCGGCUGCCCGUCGCGCAAGAGCGAGGCGUUCUGGGAUUAUUUAAUGGCGGCGGCGGCCUUGGGGCAUCCGCAGCACCACGCACCUGUCUGUGCCGCCACCACCUACAACGUGGCCGACCCGCGGAGAUUCCACUGCCUCACCAUGGGAGGCUCGGACGCCAGCCAGGCACCCAACGGCAAGAGGAUGCGCACGGCGUUCACCAGCACGCAGCUCCUGGAACUGGAGCGCGAGUUCUCCUCCAACAUGUACCUGUCGCGACUCCGGAGGAUCGAGAUCGCCACGUACUUGAGCCUGUCGGAGAAGCAAGUGAAAAUCUGGUUCCAGAACCGCCGGGUGAAGCACAAGAAGGAGGGGAAGGGCACGCCGAGGAGCAGUCACGGCGGCUGCAAGUGCGCAGGCAGCCAGGCGCACUACGCGCGCUCCGAAGACGAAGACUCCUUGUCGCCGGCCUCGGCCAACGACGACAAGGAGAUUUCUCCGUUAUGA